UGAUUUCUCAGUAUGCGUCAAGUGGUCAAGUGUCAUCUACAGACAGUAGGAAACCAUAAGAGAAGAGAACAUGCCUUCAAAAUAAAAUGUGAGACGACCCAAGACUUUCCACUCUGGAAACUUCUUUUGACAUUCGCCAGAAUAACCAUAGACUGUGUAUGUGUCGGUCUAUGAGAAUAACAAAACGUUUAAUUUGAAAUUUGUGACCGGAAGUACACGUGUCCUCCACGUAAAUGAUCCGGUAUCAACACUUGCACGGAGGACUUUCCACGAUGACAUCCUCUGCAUUGUUGGUAUUGCUGAUUCUUCAGUUUGGAUUUGGACAAAGCGCUCAUAAACAUCUCCAGCAGCACAACCCUGAACAUGACAUGAACAUCCUGCUGGGAGAUGAGGACACUGGGGAGAUAAAGAAACUUAGCCCAGCAGAGCAGAGGAAAAAGAUGAUGGAAAUUGUGAAGCGGAUUGAUACAAAUGCUGACCAUCUCCUAAGUGCAGAGGAGGUCACGCUGUGGAUUCAGCAAGUCUACAGAAAAUAUGCUCUGGAUGAUGCGAAGGAGCGUUUCCCUGAGUUUGACACUGACAAAGAUGGUGUUGUUACUUGGGAGGAAUACAACAUGGUCGCUCAUGACCAGCUCAUUAGUUUUGAUGACAGCGCUGUUCUGGAGGAUCCAGAGCAGGAGUCUCUCAGACACCUCCACCUGAAAGAGAGAAGGCGCUUUGACUUUGCUGAUGUGGAUGGCACACCGGGGCUUAAUGUGACAGAGUUUCUUGCCUUUACCCAUCCGUCUGAAGUGGAUCAUAUGGCUGAUUUUGCCAUUGAGGAUGUGUUGAGUGAAUACGACACAGAUAAAGAUGGACUCAUCAGUCUGAAUGAAUUCAUUGGAGAUGUCCGUGGUGAUGAGGAGUCCCCGUCACAGUGGGAAAUUGAAGAAACAGUGCGGUUUAAAGACCUCUAUGAUCAAGAUCAGGAUGGCAAGUUGAAUCGAGACGAGCAACUCCGCUGGGUGGCGCCUAAUAGCUACGGCUCAGCAAGAGAAGAGGCUCUUCACCUCAUCAAGGAAAUGGACCACGAUGGAGACAGACAGAUCUCAGAGGCUGAAGUUUUGAAAAAUCAAGAAACAUUCAUGAACAGUGAAGUGACAGACUAUGGCAGACAGCUGCAUGUAUCACAUGAUGAACUAUAACUGGACUUGAUGUUCUUUUUUUUUUUUUGUCAUUUGUUUCCAGGAAAUUGUAAUAUUUAUUUCCUGUGUUGUUCUUUGACAGUAGUGGAUUUGCUUCAUUGUUGAUCUUAUAUGCUAACAACCAUUUGCAAUAUUGAAUGAAAUUGACAAAAUGACAGGGAAACAUUUUUCACUCAACCAUUGGACAAUUACGCACCUCUAAAACAUUUACAGUGGUUUUUAAAGUGCUCAUAUUAUGCUUUUUGGCUUUUUUCCUGUCCUUUUAUUUUGUUAUAUAGCUUUUUUGUGCACGUUAUAGGUUUACAAAGUGAAAAAGCCCAAAAUCCACCCCAAAGGGACCAUCACCAACACAAAACACUGUUAACAAACUGCUCCAAACAGCUCUAUUGUAGUCCAGCCUUUACUUCUGUGACGAACACGUUAUAAUGCUCACCUAGCUGCUAGCGUGGCACGCCCUCAUACUCUGCUUCUGACUGGGUAAUAGCCCUCACCUAGGGAUUGCACAUGUGCAACUCCCAACAAAGAUGGAACAGAAGUGUGAUGUCUCACUCUGGAGUUGCAGCAAUGUGCAGUACAAUAAAAAAUAUGGUGUUUAUAGAAAAUUUUAACUUGUUCUGAUAUAACCUCUAAAUUCAAUUAUGAACCUGAAAAUGAGCAUAAUAUGAACACUUUAAGCAAAUUCUAAACAUCAAACACUUCACAAAAUAGUUUGUCCUGCAGGCUUGCUAUAUUGGAUUACAUAAUAUUUUAAGCAGUUCCUGUUAUUUUGUCCAUUUCCCAUGCACAUACUGCUAAAGUACGGGGAGGUUCAACUGGGAGAAUGAUUGUAACCACUUUUUAAGGACGAGUUUGUUUUGAUUACAUUUUACAGCAGGUUUGUUGAGCUGUAUCACCAUUAGUGAUUCUCUCACACGUUGCCAACUGUGAGCUGACGCAUCGUAUCAGUCCAGUUGUGGCAACCGCUGGCAGGUUGCAGCUCUUCCUCAUUUAAAUCAAAUGAGUAAGCGAGUGAGUGUUGCUGCUUGAAGGCUGGUUUCCUGAAUGUGUCAUGAUCCAUUUCACUUGCAUCGAGCAACAGCCUGUUACACUGCUGGCUGCUUUAAAGUGACUUAGAGUUGAGUGGAUCCUCCAACACGGACUAUUUUUAACCACCGCCAACAUGACAUUACAAUUUAAAGAUGCUUUUUGGGUAAGUCAGUGUGACUCUACUAAUCCAUACUUUUUUUAUGUUUAUGUUCAGAGCUCUAGUUGGCCAUGAAUUUUCACUCAGCUGUGAAAGUCAGCAUUGUUGUAUUUAGUAUCUUCACUGGAGUUUUGAGGUAAUAUCUGUUUUGUGCCGGUCCACCUCUACUGUAUUUAUGCCUUUCAUUUUUUGUAUUUUUCAUACCACAGAGGCUACUAGUAAUGCAUUUAGUUAUAUAUCUUUUACUACAGUUUGCUAAACACUUUGUCCUGUUUUUAGAAUUAUAAUGUUUGCUUUCUUUCCUUUUUCUCCCUUUGAAACUCACUGAACAGGUACUGAAUUGUUGCUUGGAUUAAAACAUUAACUAUGUACGCAGUCUU
Molecule: messenger RNA, 2747 nt
Organism: Etheostoma spectabile (orangethroat darter)
Lineage: Eukaryota; Metazoa; Chordata; Actinopteri; Perciformes; Percidae
Gene: rcn2
Product: reticulocalbin 2
Exons: 8
Coding region: 234-1184 (316 amino acids)
Cellular component (GO): endoplasmic reticulum
Molecular function (GO): calcium ion binding
Source: RefSeq, a predicted model, not a curated record